AUGGGAAUCUCCAGACUUCUCGCAACCAAAGUUCCAAACAUGCAAGCUACCUUCACCCUCCUGCUCGGAGCCAUGACUCUGCUCUCUACUGGAGCACUGGCAGCUCCAAUUGAAGACGGUAAAGCCAUACCCGUCGCGGCUGUCGUUGACAACAGAGCCAUAGCUGCCCUGGACCAUUGGCUAGGUGGAUGCACCCCGGUCAAGUUCACCGACCCUUACAAGAAGAAGGACGCGGCGAAGGCCGAUGAAGAUGAGGAGUGA
Fulvia fulva is the source of this 261-nucleotide messenger RNA. RefSeq lists its product as uncharacterized. The transcript has 2 exons. NCBI's taxonomy places the organism in Eukaryota, Fungi, Ascomycota, Dothideomycetes, Mycosphaerellales, Mycosphaerellaceae. The record is from RefSeq and is a predicted model, not a curated record. The coding region runs from base 1 to 261 and encodes 86 amino acids.